Molecule: messenger RNA, 2862 nt
Organism: Blastomyces dermatitidis ER-3
Lineage: Eukaryota; Fungi; Ascomycota; Eurotiomycetes; Onygenales; Ajellomycetaceae
Exons: 3
Coding region: 1-2862 (953 amino acids)
Biological process (GO): protein folding in endoplasmic reticulum
Cellular component (GO): EMC complex
Molecular function (GO): protein binding
Source: RefSeq, a predicted model, not a curated record
AUGCGGCUUCAAGCAGCCCUCAUCCUGCUGGCCUCUGCCGUGCCGUCUUCCCUGGCAAUUUUCGCGGACGAAGCCUACCACAUCGAUUACCACCACGCCUUGCUUGGAACUCCCCAGGAACACUCGACUUUCUUCCACAAACCCAGCACCUCCUCCGAUGCCUCAUUACUCUACACGCUUUCCGAAAAAUAUGUCCUGGGCGCCGUAAAUCCGAAAGAUGGCGCGAUUGUCUGGCGGCAGAACCUGGCAACAGCCGCCGCGACGUAUGAUGAGCUUCGACUACCAUUGUUGCUAAGAGGUGUUGAAGGUGAGGAUACAGUGGUCAGCGCAAUUGGUGGUAAGGUGGCUUCAUGGGGCGCAUUGGAUGGGAAGCUAGCGUGGGAGAAUGAGUUUCACGAUGGUCCGGUUAUCGAUUUGGAGACCCUUGCCCUGGAUGAGUCCGUGGACCAGAAGCAGGCUAUGAAGGAUUCAAUAGUGCUUUUUGGAGAGAAACCGGGCAUUGUUAGACGGCUUGAUGGCGCAUCGGGAAAUGCUAAGUGGGAAUACAAAGACGAUAGUGAUGACAUCCCAUUCCAAGUGUCGAGUUCCCAAACGGCUGUUUACUAUAUUUCCUUGCAAUCUGCGAUGCGGAAGGGAUAUAAAAUCAGAGUUACUACGCUAGAUUUGAAGACGGGACACCAGACUAACCAGUAUACCCUGAGCUCGGAGGGAGAGGUUUCUUCUACCGAAUCUAUUGUCUUCGUCGGAGCCAAUUCGAUAUCUCCGUUGAUUGUAUGGGCGGAUAGUACGUGGAAGACUGUGAAAAUAAAUGUAAUUGGGACCAAACACAUCCAUUCCCUAGAUGUUGAAAACAACAGCGGCGAAGAUAUCGAGAAGGUCGAAUUCCACGCUCCUCGUGCCCUCAAUGCCGAACCGCAUUUCCUCGUCCAUUAUUCGACAAAAUCCAAAUCAUGGGCAGAGGUAUAUCACACGGACAUUAAAUCCGCAACAAUAUCCAGAGCUUACCAGCUUCCAAUCGUUGGGGAAAGCUCUGUUUUCGCAACGAGUACAAAGGAUGCCAACGUCUACUUUACUCGCGUCACGAAAACCGAUAUCAGUGUGGUCUCUUCUGUCUCUCAUGGGAUCCUUGCUAGAUGGGCUCCGAGUAAAUUAAUCACUGAAAAUGCGCGCCACGCGGUUUCCGAAGUCGUUGCCCGUGGCUCUACAUAUGCCGUCCGAUUUGCCCAGGUUUUGGAGUCUGGCGACUGGAUGCUUGUUCGAAACGGCGAGAUUGUAUGGAACAGACCAGAGACUCUGACUGAAGUUGUAGCGGCAUCCUGGGCUGAUGUCAAUGGUGGGGAGAAGCUUGCCCAAGCGCUGGAAGUUGAGGGCCAUGAAUCGUUAGUGGGAGCAUAUAUCCAUCGCCUGAAACGGCAUGCGGAGGAUCUGGAGGGUUUGCCUACCUGGCUCCGCGAAUUACCUGUUCGCAUCCUAUCGAGUUUUAUGACGAGCGAUAGUUCAGAUUUAAACAGCUUCGGCUUGGGGAAAUUAGUGGUUGUCGCUACACGGAAAGGUUACGUCCUGGCCAUAGACUACGCGAAUAAGGGCAAAAUUUCAUGGAAAACAAAGGCCGUCGAAUCCCUCGAUGUUGACUGGAAGGUGAAAGCGAUCAGUGCUGUUCAUUCUGUCGCGACAGUAUAUGUCGAAGACGGCAGCUUUGUUAAGGUCAAUGUCUCGUCAGGAGAGGUUAUCGAACGCGGCAAUCCUUCUGAAACCCUUGAAUCCAUAGCAUUGAUACCCAAUGCUGGGAAUCCAGUUCCCGUUCGCGUCCAAGCUGGUGGUGUUCCCGAUCUAUCCUCAGUACCUUUGGACAGCAACACAUUCGUUGUAACGCUCAACGAAGGUCGAGUACUCGGCUGGAACUCAGCGAGUCCCAAGGUGCCCCUUUGGGAAUUUUUACCUGCUCAAGGCGAGAAACUUAUUAAUGCUAUAGCCCGCCCGUCUCACGACCCAGUUGCAUCGAUUGGAAAGGUGUUAGGGGACCGGUCUGUUCUUUACAAAUAUUUGAACCCGAACCUUGCUCUCAUCACCGCCGCUGGGGAUUCGACGGCUAGCUUCUAUCUCCUCGAUGCUAUAUCUGGACAGGUCCUUCACUCCAUCACCCAACCGGGCGUCGAUACCAGCCAACCCAUUGCCACAGCUCUUUCCGAAAAUUGGUUCACUUACUCUCUCUGGGCUGAUGUAACCAAUAGUUCGGAAUCAAAGGGCUACCAGCUGGUGAUCUCCGAACUCUACGAGUCCCCUAACCCCAAUGACCGCGGCCCUCUAGGUGACGCUGCAAAUUACUCCAGCAUCCAUACAGACUCCGGUAUUCCCCGGCCUCACGUAAUCUCUCAGGCCUACAUAAUCCCCGAACCCAUCUCAAGCAUGGCUGUCUCUCAGACCCGCCAAGGUAUAACAACCAAACAGUUACUUUGCGCCCUGCCAGCCUCUAACAGCAUCAUCGGUAUCCCGCGCCAACUCCUAGACCCCCGACGUCCAAUGGGUCGCCCGCCAACGGCGAAAGAGGUGGAGGAGGGUCUCAUACAAUAUGGCGCUUUCCUAGACUUUGAUGGCAGAUGGUUCCUCACGCACUCGCGCGAGGUUAUUGGUGUUCGCGAUAUUGAAUCGAGCCCGACUUUGCUAGAAAGUACUAGCCUUGUUUUCGCCUAUGGACUGGAUAUAUUUGGCACGAGGAUCACUCCUAGCCAGGCCUUUGAUAUUUUGGGCAAGGGAUUCUCGAAGGUACAGUUGGUGCUGACCGUUGUUGCGCUGGCGGUUGGUGUUGCGAUGCUGGCUCCUCUGGCCCGACAGAAACAAGUGGAUAUGAAAUGGAAGUCUUGA